GCCCGAAUCGCGGCAGUCGUGAGCGAGCAAGUAAUCGUAUCGAAUGAAAUUUCGUAACGUGUCGAGUGUGCGGAUCGUCGCACUCGAUACGAAACGAAUAGAAAUUUUAUGAAAUAACUUCCCUGGUGUAGCUCUAAAUGACUUUUUCGAAUAACGAAACAAAACAAAAGAAAGAAAUAUUUGAAUUGGAAUUGAAUGUAAAUAUUCAAAUUUAUUAUACGUUUAUACAUAUAUAAAUUUACUAAAUUUAGUUUUUGCAGGCAAAAAAAUGAACCCUAACGUGUUUUUUUAUUCAAGUUCAUCUGAAUCAGAUGAAGAACAUCAGCAAAUGGCCAUAAGGUCCAGGAUCCGUGACAAAAGUAAUCCCCUGGCUUUACCUGAAGCAGCAUUCAGGAAGCGGUUUAGACUGACCAAAGACGCAUUUACAUUCAUCUUAUCGGAAAUAGAAUUUAACGGACAUUUGUCAACCGCAGUACCACCAAUUCUUCAAUUAGCAGCGACUUUGUCCCUUUUGGCGAGUGGAGGCUAUCAACACUCAGUUGGAAACGACUUUUUAAUUGGAAUGUGUCAAAGCACAGUGUGUAAAAUUGUAGGGGACGUAGUUAAUGAAAUGGAGACAAAACUUUGUCCACAUUUCAUUAAGUUUUCGCCAAACCGUUUAUCUAAGUGCACAGAAUACUUUGUUGAGAAAUAUAAAGUUCCAGGAGUUAUCGGAUGUAUUGACGGUACACAUUUUGGCCUUCAAAAACCAACUGUGAAUGAACAUAUGUUUUUCAAUAGAAAAGGAUACCACAGUCUUAAUUCAAUGAUAAUUUGUGAUUACGAACAUCGAAUUUUAGCUAUUGAUUCAAAAUAUGGUGGAGCCGCUCACGAUUCCUUUGUAUGGAAGCAUUCUGCGCAGAGGAGAUUUUUGGAGGAAGCAUAUAAUCAAAACAAUAUGAGAAAUGUCUGGCUUUUGGGUAAUAUAUGCACUUAUACAGCUGCAAAAUAUAUUUAUAAACAUAUCUACGUAUUUUCUCAAUUAACAGGAGAUUCUGGAUAUCCUUUGGAACCAUGGUGUUUGACACCAUUUAGAAACCCCGAAGUUGGCUCGUGCCAAGCACGGUUUAAUGAAAUCCAUGCAAAAGCACGCUGUAUUGUUGAACGAACCAUUGGUAUACUGAAAGGCCGGUGGAAAAUUCUUACCAAUGAUAAAAGAAGUCGGUACAGUCCUGAAAAGAUGGCAAAGUUCGGCAAUGUAUGUGCAGCGUUGCAUAACAUUUGCAUACAAUAUAAAAAUUCAACAUAUUGCAGAUAUUUUGUAAACGAAAAUAAUGAUACAGAAAUAGAUACCGGAAAUGAGACUCAAUUAACCAAAAUUGGUCAUAAAAUUAGAGAUCACAUUAUGUUGUCUUUAGAUAAUAAUUGAAUUAAACGUUCCAACAACAUUUGAAUUCAUAAGUAUUUUAUUUUAACAAAUAUAUUUUCAAUAAAGAACUUGGAAUUAACAUAUCUUAUAUAUUGGUAUUUAUUUAUGGAUUUUUCUCUUUAAAAUAUCAAGCUCAUGAGUUUUAAUCUCCAACUCUAUAGCUUUUAUUUUCAUAUCUGCAGCAUGUGCCUCUUCUUUUAUUUGGAGAGAUCUCUGCUUUAGCGCAAGUAGUUUCUCAAUAUUAUUAUUUAUUUGCGCUUGCGUUACUUCAUAUGCGCGUAAAUUGCAUUUUAAAAGAGAAAGCUUUUCACUUUCGACAGUGGGCUUCGCUUUACAUGACUUUGUCGCACUGCGACUGGUGGAUGGAGUCGGAUCUUCUUCCUCGCUAUCUAAAAUCAUUUCUACCAACU
Molecule: messenger RNA, 1818 nt
Organism: Bactrocera dorsalis (oriental fruit fly)
Lineage: Eukaryota; Metazoa; Arthropoda; Insecta; Diptera; Tephritidae
Product: putative nuclease HARBI1
Exons: 4
Coding region: 269-1408 (379 amino acids)
Source: RefSeq, a predicted model, not a curated record